AGGACUUUUUGGCGGGAACGCGAGGAGUGAAGUUGUGUGAUUUGUUUUAUUUUGUCUAUUUAAUGUUUCUUCAGGUUUAAAUGUGUAAUAAUGGUGGUUUAUUAAUUGUUUAAUAUCUGUGAAAGUGCACAAAUGUGGGAAAAUGAAACAAAGCCGCUGGACGUAACUUUUCGGGAUCCUCCAAAAAGUCCACUGAAAAAAUCUUAGUAAAUGACCAUCAUUUUACUGAGAUUAUAUUUCAUCCCAUUUCAUUUCAUUUAAUUUCACCUCAGUUGAUUAAUGUCUCAAAUUAAUCAUCUUCAUAUCAUUUCACUACAUAAUAUCAUUGUUCAUAAAAAUAUGAAUAUAAAUUAAAAUAAGACAUGACUUAAAGGUCUCAGUUACCAGGUCAUAAAAUCCAUUAAAAAAAAAACUAAUGAUAUUUAUAGUAAAAUUUAGUAAAUGCCCUUCCAAAUAGGUUAAGUUCCAAAUUUCCAAUCCGACUAAAAUCCGUUAAUAAAUAAACAAGGUUGAUUAAUUUUUAUUCAUUUUUAAUUUCAAUUUAUAGUAAUGGGCAAAUUAAAGUAAUAUCUAUUUCAAACUUUCUACUUAGAAAUGUUAUUGUCAAUAUUGGGAUACGAUUGGGAAUAUUUGUAUAAUAUUUACUUGCAAAUUUUGUCAGAAGUUUUAGUUUAUGUGAAAAAUUUUGCAUUGUACAUUUGUGCAUGGGUGUUAAGUUAUUUACUAGUAUGUGGUGCUGUAUAUCGACGGUACGCUCGAAAGCUUCCGACAAGAAUUCGCGGAGCACUCGGAGCGAAGAGAGUGCUCAUAGUUAUCGCACACCCAGAUGAUGAAUGCAUGUUUUUCGGACCAACGAUCUUUAGAUUGUGUGAACAGGGUACCGACGUGCAUAUACUAUGUUUGUCAAAUGGUAAUUUUGAAGGUAAAGGUCAAGUUAGGCGUAAAGAACUUUGGUCAGCUUGCCAAGAACUAGGAGUACCAGUUGAAAAUAUCUGCCUGAUUAAUGACACAAGACUGCAAGAUAGCCCUAAAGUACAAUGGCCUGUGCCCGUUAUUGCUAAGUUGAUACAUCAUCAAUUAGAAUCUUUAGCAGUAGACACACUUGUUACGUUUGACAGAGGAGGUGUAUCUUCUCAUCCUAAUCAUUCAGCAGUAUUUUAUGCUGUUGCUUUCAUGUUCGUCGAAAAGAUAAUGCCUCAAAAAUGUACAGUUUACACAUUAGAUUCAGUAAAUAUAUUGAGGAAAUACAUGGGCUUCUUAGAUCUACCACUCAGUUUCAUUUUGUCUUCCAAAAGAUAUUUUCUGCGAUGGACAGAAAGCAGAAGAAUAGUCAGAGCCAUGAAACUCCAUUCCUCACAAAUGGUGUGGUUUAGGUAUCUGUAUGUGAUGUUCUCCAGGUACAUGGUAAUAAAUACACUAAGGAAAGUUAAUUUGGUUGAUAUUGAACUUGAACUAGAAGUUGAUGAUUGAAUAAUAUAAUUGUAUCUGUUUAAAUUGCAUUGGACAUUGCUGCAUCAAAGAAGCUAUCAAAAUACACAAAAUCAUAUACAAUGAAUUGAUCUCUUAUUCCAAUUAAAGUUUUUUUUUUUGUGACAGUGUAGUUAAUUAGGAAAAUUUUAUGUGUAAUUUAAGAUAUUUUUUAAUUCAAUAACUCAGGGGUUAACAACCUUUUUAAUCAAUGGGCCAAUUUAAGUUUAAUUUUUUUUGUGGGCUGCACAUAUUUUAACUAUUAUUAAUAAUUUAAGGAACUUAAUUUUUUUAUUAAAAACAAAAGCGUAUCCUUGCUGGUUACUGUUUUCUGUAUCUAAUAUGGCAAUAAAACUGUCAUCUGUUCAGAACUGAAUAAAUAGGAAUAUUGAAAUAUAUUCUCCCAUAUGGUAGUCAAAUAAAAAAAAUAUAUAUACACAGAUUUGUUCAGGAAGUCACGACAUGAGAAGAUAGGAUACACAACACAAGCAUUAGAGAAUAUUUAUAGAUAAGAUCACAAAUUAAUUUACGAAUUCACACAAGUUAUAAUAACUAUUUUUUUUUCAAUAAAGCUCUCUAGUUUUUAAUAAUGUUUAAUGUAACCAUUUGAUUAUUUUCUGCGAUCAUAAAAUGAAGACAGGAUGUUAAAUAAGUAGAAAUAAAAUAUGACCCUUGUAUGGUCAUUUUGGGCAAGCCUCCGACAAUAUGGACUGACAUACUUACCUAUUGAAGCUCAAGGGAACCUGAAGAAUCUGGUCAUUGUGAUGGACCUGCAGGAAGGCUAUAUCCAGCAAUGAUGUCUGUAGACUGAUGAUAAUUGCAUCCCAUUAUAAUAACAAAUGGUUCAAGUUGAAUUUAUAGUAUAAUUAUUUAGUACAGUAAAUUAAUUGUUUUUUCAAACUAAUGGAACCAAUCGUCUUCAAGACCUAAAUGUACUCAUUCUAAUAUUGAGUUACGCCUUCAAAAUAAGAUUUUAAAACUUUUAAACUUACUCAACCAUCAUGCCUGUGUAAUUGAAUUUAUGUAAGUCAGUAGUUCUUGAUCAUUUUUAACUAAGUCAUGUUAAUUGGUUAUACAUUUGAAAAUUAUACUCAGAAUAAUUUUGUUAUUUUAACCUCCUAUAAGGGAACAUACCCAUACUACGUGACCUAUUUUUUUAGUUUUUUCGACCUCUCCCUCCCCUCGGUGAUCACUCGUAUUAUAUGCCAAGACCCCCCUCUCCCCCUUCACUUUUCACAUAGUAAUUCGUAGUUAUGGUUUUUAAUCAUUUCACAGGAAAAAAUAGAAAAAAAUAUAUAUAUAUAUUUGGUUUAUACUCGUCUUUAUUGCAUAAGACUGCAUGCACACUUAAAUUACUAGUGAAUUAUGUAGUGUGAGUUUACAAAGCGCUAAACACUGCGCGCUAUAUUCGAAUAUAGGUCAAAAAAAUACGAGAUUUCUCUCAUUAAAAUCGACUACGUGACAAAAACCUGAGCCACCCCCCGCUCCUGUGACUGACCGUAGUAUUUUAAAGACUCCGCUCAAGCCCCCCCCCCCCCCCCCCCCUAAACGGGUCACGUAGUAUGGGUACGUUCCCUAACACAGAGAUAGUUUUUCCAAACAGGUAUUUAUAUGCUUUUGUUCAAAUAACAACUUAAUUCUAAAAAUCAUAUAAUUAACCAUUGAAAUUAUUGAAUAAAUAUGUGAAUUAAAAUAAGGUAUUUUAAUGGAGGUAUAACCACCAUCUUGCCUUUGAUGUCUAUAGCCUAUCGACGUGUAGUUCUGAGCUGAUCCAACUAUGAGCAGUAAAAUAAAAACGUAUUUUAGAUAGGAAACUUUUCAGCAUUGUGACAGAUUUGUUGUACAAUAAGUAUUAACAAUAUUUUAAUAAACACAAACUAACCGGAACGAGUUCUUAAUUUUAUCAUAGAUUGAAUGCAUUCGAUAAUUGAGGUUUUUGUUAGUUUUUAAACUGGUUAGAAAAAAAAUUUAUAAGCUUUCUUUUCAAAACAUUUAAUAAAUUACGAUAACGCGAUCAAAAAGCUUUUAUGUAAGCUCCUUUUAAAUGUGUUGUGAGCUGAUUUGCCUAAAUCGUAGGGUACAGAAAAAAACAAUUAUUAGCUUAUGGCAACCCUAACUUAUGGAGUAGGCUUGGGUCGCGAACAAACCCAAAUUUAGUGGUUAAUUUCAUAUAUUAUUAGACCUAAGCCAUUAAGUGAUAAGUAGGUGGGUACUAAAUUCAUCUACAUCCUUGUAUAGUGUAUGUUAUGAAGUUUUUUUUUUUAAUACGAAGGAUUUUAUUAUGAACGCUUUCUUAAGCUUGUAAGAAUCAUAUAAACGUUACUAAUGUCUUGUACUUUAGUGUUAUUUAUAUUGUUUUAUAAUAUUGUCUGUACACUAUUUACAUGUAUUACAUAUUAAUUUUGUUUUAAGUUAGGACUGAAAGUCAUGUUUAAGAGCGAUACCCUUUUUUCCUGUGAUAAAUUUAUAUUCCAUGUAGUCUGAGCACAAAAAACAACUAAAGAUAUUGAUUUUAUGUUUAUUCUAAGUAAGUUUUAAAUUAUCAUUAGUGCCAUAUUUUUUUUCGAAAUACAAUAAAUAUAAAAUCAGUUCCUUUUUUACUAGAUAUAAGUAUUGAUUUUGUUUUGUAUAUAUUUUGUGUCAUUUAUAUUCAAAACAGAUUAAAUUAUUCAUCAAUUGAAUUCUGAAGUUUGAAUUCAAAUAGUAUAAACUUUCUGGGAAAUAAAAACAAAGCAACAGAUUAAGUUACUUUUAUUCAUAUUGGCAUCAAAUCGAUAGUUACAUUUUACAACAAAUAUUAUUAAUAGGUACAAUAUAUAUUUUUUAUUAAUUUUAAAUGCAAAUCUUUAAAUUAGCUAAACAUUUAAAAAUUGACAAUUUUAGCUAUUAAAACACUAUUUGACGCAAAUUUCCUACGGAUGUCUAUCUUAGAACAGUGAAACAGCAAUUCUUACUUAGUAAAAUGUAUCUCUUGGGAUUAGUAAACAUGCGAAAUUUAUUUAAACUUAAUGGAAGCAAAAAAAUAAUAAUUACGUGUACAUUCAUUUGGUAACUGCAAUAGCAACAAAAGCAAAUAAACUUGAAAUAAUAUGUACAUUUUACUAUUCAUGUACUGACUGUAUGGUAGGUAGGGCACAUUAUUUCCGUCUAGAUAAUAUUGCUAUCGGAAUUUUUCUUAUACCUUGGUCUAAAAUACAUAGUUUACUUGAAAUCGUUUGCAAGUUAAUUUAAAACAAACAUCAAAAGCACUAAACAAGCUAGAAGCGAAUGGCCAACAGAAUAAAAAAAAAGUAAUCAAAUACAUAUCUUAUAUUUGACGUAAAACUUAUAACAACAUAAGUAAAAAAUACUUGAAACAUAGUGCAUUAUUAAGCAAAUACAAAACGUUAUUUAAAGCUCCUGAAAAUUACGAAAGGAACUUAAUGUUUUUUACUAUAAUUUUCAAAGAAAUACUUUCGUAAAAUUUUCAAGAGCUUUGAAUAGCCUUAUUUAAGACUGUAAAUACAUGGCUAUGAAGACUGAAAUAACAUUAAUAAAUAAACAUUACAUAUGUUUUAAAAAUUGUAAAUUUUGCUUUGUUUAUUUUCUUGAACAAUACACAAUGAUACAAAGUGGUUAUUUAUAUUAGGUACUGCACUUAUUUCAGAGAGCCAUUUUGUAUGAGGAGAAAAACAAUCGGCAAAUCAAACUAGGAAAUGCUCGAACGACAACCGGCACAGUUUGGAAUGUCACACAAUAUUUUAAAAUACUGAUUCGUUAAAAGAAACUUAUUUCAUAAAAAAAAAAUAUACAUGCCAUUAUGGUACGGUGUUGCAAAUUGAACCACAUCCCAAUUUACGAAUUACAAUUAAUUUACCAAAGAACGUCCCAAUGACCUUUUAAACCACAGUUAAGUUAAAUAUUCGUCUUGCAACACCAAAGUUAUCAAUAAACCAAAAUUCCACUUCACAUAAUUUGCUAUUAUUAAAACAUAUUUCUGCACCAAUAAUAUUUUAUUUCACAUAGAACCACUCUCGACCAAACUAGGAUAUACUAUUGCGCAAAGAUACUUACAAUAUUUACUUUCUUUUCAAUUAAUUUACCUACUAUCAAUUAAUAUAAAUACACAACAGCCCAAAUGGUUCUUUCGAACCUUUCAACUUAACAAAAUAUAUUAUGUUAAUAGUUAAACUGAAAAUUUAUAGUUUCCGUUGACAUAAAAUGCUUUUAUACUAUAUUUAUUCACCAAUCGAUUUUCUAAUAAGUAAUUGUCAAAGAUUUAUAUCGAAUUGUGUUAAUCAGUAAUAAGGUAACGACAACACUACCUGAAAACAACCACUGACUACAUUCACUUAAUGGUUAUUUAUUAUAUUAACUACGCCGCACUUUAAUAAUAAUUAUUAUUUACCUAAUGGUAAUCUAUGCCCAAGCAUCACAUAUCGACGAAUUCCUUUUGUAUCGCCUUUUUCUCGACUUAUUGUAUUACGAAUUGAAUCGGUCGAGUAAAAACGUUUAAACAAUAACUAUAUAUAUAGUACACACAGUGGCAUCUUAUUGUUUUGUAAGCCAAAAUAAAUUUUGAAUAUUUUUCAACAUAAUUCCAAUUGAGACGUGAAUUAUUUUCAUUUGUCAGAAAACAAUCUCGAGAAUUCGAAGCUCGGGCAUAAAUAUGAACGUGAAAAUAUGCGUACCGAGUGCGGAACUCGAUAAAUUUUUAUUGCUUUUCAAAGGGAAAAUAUCCCACUAAACGUUUUAACAUCCAACUAAUAAUAGUUUCAAAAACUAUGUUUACAGUCAUUAAAAACACUUACACGGUGUAAUCUCGCCCUUAAAAAUUUAAAGUUAAUGUUUUCAAUUCUGAUCGGACAUUUUUCUAUCUCUAUCUCUCUCUCUCUUUCUCUAUUUCACCGGCGUAACUAAAUCGAUUCAAGUUGAUUCUUGUCUCACCUUCUGCCUUAGUCGAAAAUAGUAAUCAUACAGUUUUGCACUCUUAAAUUCGGGUGCAUUUCUUUUUUUAUUGCUUAGAUUUGUGGGCGAACUCACAGCCCACCUGGUGUUAAGUGGUUACUCGAGCCCAUAGACAUCUACAACGUAAAUGCGCCACACGCCUUGAGAUAUAAGUUCUAAGGUCUCAGUAUAGUUACAACGGCUGCCCCACCCUACGAACCGAAACGCAUUACUGCUUCACGGCAGAAAUAGACGGGGUGGUGGUACCUACCCGUGCGGACUUACAAUAGGUCCUACCACCAAUAAGCAUAAAUAAAUUUGUACUAAAACAUCGCAGGGCGGUGUGAAACUUUACCUAAUCGUUCAUCCUUUUCUAACGUUCGCUUUACAGAGAGAGAUAGCGAGAUUUGCCCGACCGACACGCACGUACAGUACGAGCUCGAGUUAAACCGUAAAAGUGUUUUUAAUCUCGUGUGGGACUCGCGAAAACCUAAUAAAAUGAGGCCUAUAAAAUCAAAAGCCGCUAAACGCCUUUAAAGUCGCAAAAUGAAUUAAUUAUGGCGCCAUCUAGUUUAGUUAGUUGGACGCGCUUUAGUGUUUUUAUGUUAUAACAAAUGCAGUUAAAUCUCUAGCGAAUUCAGUUCAAAAAUUUUAUUUUUACUCUGCACUCAAAUAUAAACGAAGUUUUAUCAUUUAAAAUUCAGAUUAUUAGUAAUAUUGUCAUAAAUCUGUUUUAAAAUAUAGAAUAUCGUAGCUAUCCGAACAAAGUUAUUUCAGCUACUC
Bombyx mori (domestic silkworm) is the source of this 7176-nucleotide messenger RNA. RefSeq names its product N-acetylglucosaminyl-phosphatidylinositol de-N-acetylase (gene PIG-L). Gene Ontology annotation, molecular function: N-acetylglucosaminylphosphatidylinositol deacetylase activity. The coding region runs from base 595 to 1470 and encodes 291 amino acids. NCBI's taxonomy places the organism in Eukaryota, Metazoa, Arthropoda, Insecta, Lepidoptera, Bombycidae. Gene Ontology annotation, cellular component: endoplasmic reticulum. Gene Ontology annotation, biological process: GPI anchor biosynthetic process. The record is from RefSeq and is a predicted model, not a curated record. The transcript has 4 exons.